AUGCACUUCCCCGACGAGGGUGCAGGUGGCAAGUGCAACAAGGAGUUCUGGAGCAAGUGGAUUCCACGCCGCGUCAAGCACAAUGCCUUCGUGCUCUCGCUGUGGGCGUGUGUGUGGCUGCUCGGCACCUACCCUCUGGGACGUCCUCUGAGCGAGGGCUGGCGGUUCAUGUUCACUGUGUCCGUCUUCGCUCGCAUCGGCUACUCCGCGGCGUGGAUGUUCAUCACCAACUUCACUCAUAGCUUGCCUUGGAACGAGUUCCUGGCACAGGAUCCGGGCCGCACCUGGCCUGUCCUUCAUAACGUGAUGGCCAUGGUUCUGGGAGGAAAGCACCGCUGGAACGAGAUGCUCUUCCACGACGUCCAUCAUGCUUUUCCAAAUGCCGUCGGCACGCUGAGCCAGCGCGGUCGAUUCCACGGCUGGGAAAAGGUUCAUGAUGCUGCGGCAGAAGUCCUGCACCGAGGGCUCUGGAAACCCAACGGUGAUGAGGAAACGCAGAUGCAGAAGACUCAGAAGAAGCGCUCCAUGAUGAUGCAGCAGGGCAAGUGA
Messenger RNA from Symbiodinium necroappetens, 549 nucleotides. The record is from the annotation of a GenBank genome assembly. NCBI's taxonomy places the organism in Eukaryota, Dinophyceae, Suessiales, Symbiodiniaceae.